AUGGCCUCGCCAUUUCUGAUUCGCCGUGCAUAUUUCCUAGAGCAGAUGAAACAUUCUGUAUUAGAUGGACCGCUGAUGCCAUUUGUGGAUUUGUUCUUGCGGUUGGCUCAUCCCACAAACGAUAAACAUGAUCGUGCCGGUGUGGCCGUUGCAUGUGUGGAUGUCCUAUUCCAUGUGGCCAAUCACCAGUCACACCGCGGUCUGGGUGUGAGUGAAACCGAACGAGAUCAGUGGACUGAAUUAGCUCGUCAAUGGACUGUGAAUCGUUUACUCCUUCCGGGCCAAAGAGAUCAUCGGUGGAUGUGCGACGAAGUGAAAAUCAAUUGCAACCAUUUUCAACGUGGUGGUCUAAUGAUGCCCGGGUGUUGCUUGGAAGAGUUAGCCCGAUGUUCGAAGGCAUUCUUGAAUCUCGCUGCCGCUCACGGUGUGUGGACCUGCACAUUCUCGGGCAAUGUGGUCGCCUCGAUUAAAUUGCUCGGAGCAUUCUUGCCAUGGGAACGCGAUAGUGAUUUUGGAUGGGACGCCAGGAAGCAUGAACUCAUUCAGGGUCCAAUAAAGACUGAACUGGAACAGAAAUAUCAUUGCUAUCUGGGUGAUACAGAAUACUAUACAGAAUUCAAAGAAGAUGUAGAAAAGUGUGCCAUGGUGACGAAUACAUCGUGUAUGUAUCAUCCACUGAAAUCAACCAAUUGGCGAAUACAGCUUUACGGGGAGCCGCGAAACUUACAUCGUGAAUAUUUGUACGGUUUGCGAAACCCAACUUUAAUCAAUGUGGACGGAAUUUGGGGGGCCACGUAUCCCAACCCCGGUCUUGCAAUGCGUGGUUUGUACGGAGAUAAUAUUCUUGGACAUAUUCAACACUGGCUGGAUUAUCAUCAGGGAAGUGGCUGGACAGACUACACGCAUGUGGAGGCGGCACCUCCCUUGCCUUGUCCACGUGAUGCACCCAAACACGCCUGCUUUGUUGGCAACUAUUUACCUCUGGGUAAUAUACAAUUCCAAGAUAUCUUGGUUUGA
This is a messenger RNA of Echinostoma caproni, 1017 nucleotides long. The record is from the annotation of a GenBank genome assembly. NCBI's taxonomy places the organism in Eukaryota, Metazoa, Platyhelminthes, Trematoda, Plagiorchiida, Echinostomatidae.